This is a messenger RNA of Erpetoichthys calabaricus (reedfish), 2878 nucleotides long. RefSeq lists its product as uncharacterized. The transcript is spliced from 6 exons. The coding region runs from base 97 to 1029 and encodes 310 amino acids. The record is from RefSeq and is a predicted model, not a curated record. NCBI's taxonomy places the organism in Eukaryota, Metazoa, Chordata, Cladistia, Polypteriformes, Polypteridae.
GCAGUUGCUGCUAAGCAACCCCUGGGCACGUUUGUUUACGUCUCUGAGAGAAAAAAAAAAGAAAAGCAAUAAAGCUGGGAUAAUUGAGCAAAUAUAAUGCAGGCUACCGAAAGCAAAGCAGGGGCAUCAGAUUGCGACCUCCUCGAGAGAAUCGUCAACAGGGGCACGCUUUCAACUCAGAGGACGACGCACCGCCACAUUCUAGUCCUUGGAGAUAAGCUGUGUAAAGGGAAGAAAAAGAAAAAAUCACACACAACCAAAGAGAGCUCUAAAGAUGAGCCACAACUGCCAGUGUUGGAAGAUGAUUCUGAUUCUGAGGACAGCACCAUCCAGAGGCUGGAGGAACAACUGCUGGCAGUCCAGGCUGAUGCUGUGGAGGAAAGGGAGUGCGCCCUGGAGCAGCAAAGACAGACUCUAAAGGCUUACUAUGAACAGAUUUUGCAGAACCGGGACCAUCUAGAAGAGGAGAGGCUGUAUCUGUUGAGUGUAAGGCUGCGUGCUGAAGCAGACGAGGUCCUCCGUCAACGCAACUUUGAACAGGAGCAGGAGCAGAGGCGGGUGGUAGAUGAAGCCUGCCGGGUCCUGACCUUACGUCUUCAGAAGGAGGCAGAAGCAGAAAGGCACCAGGCUAUCCAAAGAGCUCUGGUGGAGGCAGAGACUGGAUUUGCAGCACGACUGGAGCAGACAACGAGAAAGGUUAGACAAGAUUGUGAGAAGCAGGCCCAACGGGACAUGCAAGAGAAGGAGCGGAGGCACAAGCAACAGCUGAGGUUUCUGCAGGAAGAAAUUGCACGACUGAGACACGAGGUGAGCAGAGUAACCAGAGAGAAGAUGCGGUAUGAAAAAGAGUUUAAGGAGGUGCAAGUUAACUACAAGCGUUUCAUUGACCUCACCGACUGUGGCCUGCACUCUGAUUACUUGCUGAAGCUACGCACCUUGGGCAAACCUCCAGGGAUGGCUGACCAGGCUGUGCAGACUGAUGCCGGACAGAGGAACCUGAUCAAGGCCCCUUCGGAUCGGAUCAUUUAGGGCACUUCAGAGUUUUAUUUUAUUCAUCCAUUACUAUGGGAAUGUUUUCCGUUAUCUUGUAAUGACUGCUGUUGACACUCGGAAGAAUAAAUUCAGUGUCUCUCAGAUCUUGGCUGGAAAUAAAGGUUGUAAGGACCUCAAACUAUCCUGAAGUCCACCAAGUUACCGAAUCUUUAGAGGAGUCUAUGACUCCACAGAUACCCCAGUUGCUUUGGCCUGAACUGCACAGCCCGUUAUUGAUAUACUUUGUUAUGUGGGUUCACAUAUAAUGUGUGAAGUACCUAUUGCGAUAACCAUGUCUGUCUGUCUGUCCGCUUGAAAUGACUUGAAAUAUGUUGAGACAGUUUAAUUUUCUUUAACUGUAAAUGUUACUGGAACUGCUGCUGUGUUUCUGUAAUGUAAAUUUAAAGGUUUCUGAAACUGCUCCGGGCCUUUUUUAAACUUGUGGAAUUGAGCUGAAAAGCCUUUUUCAUUUAAUUGUCAAUGAUGUUCAGAUAUGAUGUUUAGAUCAUUGUACCCAAUGUAUGCUACAGUAACCCACCCUUUCCUUUUGGCCACUUGUCUUUGACAAGUUACAUGUUUCGUCUAGGGUUACAUGAUGUCCAGUUUAACACUGUGUACCUUGGGACACACAACCUGCCUAUCAUUUGAAAAUAUGUAGACAUGUGGACAGGGUAAAAAAAACAUUCUUGUAAUGUAUUAGAUGAAGUUUUUCUUAUUUUGAAUGCUUUGGGUGUGACUAGUAUGUUCUAUUGUUAGUCUGCUGUAUAAAGAUAUGCAUGUGUUGGUUUACAUGGCAGUCUGCACUGUGAGGUAAUCAAAGAUGAAGAAGUACCUCUUCUUCAUCAAUUGCUAAAAGCAGGUACUAUAAUUUUAUCAUAUUUUUAAAUGUUAUGGUGUCCAGGACAUAACAGUUUCAGCCCUUGCUAAUCAAACAAAAUGUAGAGAAUGUCUAAAUUUAGAUUUUGGUUUACUAUACUUCUCAGAUACUGACAUACAGCAGCCAUACUACAUGCACUUCAGAAGGGGUCAUCCACCUAAAGCUAAGCAUGUCUGAGCCCAGUCAGUACUUGGAUGGGAGACCAUCUUGGAAAAGCUUGGGUUGCUGCUGGAAGAGGUGCUGGUGAGCCAGCAGGGAGUGCUUACCCUGCAGUCCGAGUGUGGAUCCCAAUGCCUCAGUGUAAUGAUAGGGUCACUGUGCUGUAAAAAUGGUGCCAUUUUUAAAUGUAAAACCGAGGUUCUGACUCUCUGUGGUCAUAAAAGAUCACUGGACAUCCUUCAGAGAGAACAGAGUGUAUCCCGAUGUCCUGACUAAAUUGCCCUUAAUGGCCUAGUCAUUCUGGCCCCUAAUCAUCCCGUCUUUAACUGUCCAUCUCACUCUCACUACCUAAUGUAUGGUGAGUGUACUGGCACAAAAAUAGCUGCUGCUGCAUGAUCCAGGUGGAUGCUACACAUUGCUGCUGGUUAAAGUGGCUCCCUUCUCACUAAAAAGUGCUUAGAGUAAUGAGAAAAACACUUCAGAAAAGAACAGAAUUAUUACUUUUAUUAUACUAGUGUAGUGAACAGUGCUAAUGGAGCUUCACAAGUUCAGAGAGCUUGGAUCAGUUUAUAAUAUACUAGCAAAAUACCCGCGCUUCACAGCGGCGAAGUACUGCUUUAAAAUUUGUAUUAAGAAGAAAAGUAAACCUUUUUAAACUGAGGGAAAAUAUGCCAAUAAUUAUUUGUUAAGGAUCUCUUUGUAAACCACGUUGUCAGUUCGGCCCUCCGGUUGUAAUAUGACCAAGCUGUGCACUGAGCUUACUCUUGAGCAUGCAACGUAUAGUUGGGCAUGUGAAAAGCAAUCUUGCCU